This is a messenger RNA of Merops nubicus (carmine bee-eater), 960 nucleotides long. It is a transcript of the gene RAB35, whose product is annotated as RAB35, member RAS oncogene family. The transcript is spliced from 6 exons. Gene Ontology annotation, molecular function: GTPase activity; GTP binding. The annotation marks the transcript as partial. Gene Ontology annotation, biological process: endocytic recycling. The record is from RefSeq and is a predicted model, not a curated record. Gene Ontology annotation, cellular component: endosome membrane; plasma membrane. Lineage: Eukaryota; Metazoa; Chordata; Aves; Coraciiformes; Meropidae.
AACUGACCACAGUUCAGAAGCUACUGUUGGAGAGUUUGCUGAGGGCAAGGAGGAAGGAGGGGACAAAAUCCUCAACCCUAUCUUGCUGUCUUUGUUUGUCAUAGGUGUGGGCAAGAGCAGUUUGCUGUUGCGUUUUGCAGAUAAUACAUUCUCAGGCAGCUACAUCACCACAAUUGGAGUGGAUUUCAAAAUCCGGACAGUGGAGAUCAAUGGAGAGAAGGUGAAGCUGCAGAUCUGGGACACAGCCGGCCAGGAGCGCUUCCGGACCAUCACCUCAACGUAUUACAGAGGAACACAUGGAGUCAUUGUUGUCUACGAUGUAACAAGUGCAGAAUCUUUUGUGAAUGUAAAACGAUGGUUGCAUGAAAUAAAUCAAAAUUGUGAUGAUGUCUGCAGGAUACUAGUGGGGAAUAAGAAUGAUGACCCAGAGCGAAAAGUGGUAGAAACAGAAGAUGCCUAUAAAUUUGCUGGGCAGAUGGAGAUCCAAUUGUUUGAGACCAGCGCCAAAGAAAAUAUUAAUGUGGAAGAGAUGUUUAAUUGCAUUACAGAGCUAGUUCUGCGAGCGAAGAAAGAAAACUUAGCAAAGCAGCAACAGCAGCAACAGAAUGAUGUGGUGAAGCUAACGAAGAACAGUAAAAGGAAGAAGCGGUGCUGCUAAUGCAGAGACUCUGCUCUCAGACAGAUCAGCCCCUCCAGCUAGACUCGGGCAAUUCCACUGGGGCAGGCUUUGGGAGGACUUUCUCAGUUUUGUGCCGUUAUUUAAAGAUUAUUUUUUCUCCAUGUUUUCUAUCAAGAGGCGCUGGCACCUUACCACUUCAGUGCCAAGAAGGUAUCAGAUGGAAUCUUGCCCCCCUCUCCUCCCCUGCUCAUUCCAGUGCGCCUUGUAGACAAGAAGGACGUUGCCUACCAAGUGGACUAAUUAACCCAAGAGUUUGUAUAUAAUGUAUAUUGCUUUAACCA